Messenger RNA from Symbiodinium sp. CCMP2592, 2160 nucleotides. The record is from the annotation of a GenBank genome assembly. NCBI's taxonomy places the organism in Eukaryota, Dinophyceae, Suessiales, Symbiodiniaceae.
AUGGAAGCAUUGCUGGGAACAACGCUGUUGCAUGGAACGGCGCAGGUGGCGACUUCGUCACUGCAAGGAGGGGUCGUAGCCCUCUACUUCUCCGCUGGAUGGUGCCCUCCGUGCAAAGGGUUCACUCCUCAAUUCCGCAAAGUGUACGAGCACGCAAAAUCGAAGAAUCGGGCCUUCGACGUCGUUUUUGUAUCCGGUGAUCGUGACGAGACCUCUUUCCGGGAGUACUUCGGCAAAAUGCCGUGGCAUGCAUUGCCCUUUGCGGACCGCCAACGUCAACAGCAGCUCUCUGCAAAGUUCGGUAUCCGUGGAAUUCCUUCGGUUGUCCUGCUCAGUUCGUCUGGGCAGCUUUUGGAUGCCAGCGCGCGAGGCAAGGUGAUGGAGUCGGGGUUCGUCCUGUCCCUGCCACGCUGCAUCGACUUGGCGUCGGCGGCGCUGUCUGAACCGUCGGGCGCCGUACAAUUGCAGCUGCGAUACAAAGGCUGCGAGUAUGACAUCGAAUGUGAGCCCAGUGAAGGCUGGGAAAUGCUGCGCAUGCAGAUCUACUCCAUGAUUGACGUGCCAUCCGAGCAGCUGAAGCUGUUUGGGCUGGGACUUGAUAAAGGUCAACUGGAUGAGUCCAUCUCUCUACCGCAGGCCUUGGCGAGGGGCAUUGCGGCCCAGAAGAAUUCAGGUCUCCAACUGGCCAAGGUGCCAUUGGAAGGAAGACGAGCCUCCUCGAGUCACGAUGACGACAAGCCAGGGCAAAGGCAUCACACAGGAACCUUGGACUCAGCCAGCGCUUGGUGUUCCAAGCGCGAUGACUGCAGCCCCUGGUACCAACUGGACCUAGGGGAGGUCGGAAAUGUUGCGGGAGUGGUUUUGGCCUCGCGCGCGGAUUGUGGCCAAUGGGUCACAAGGUUCCGGGUUGAGCUGGCCGAUUCUGAGGAUGGACCCUGGACUUCGGCUGACGAUGGCAGGGAGUUCGAUGGGCCAGGCUACGCACUCCCCGUGCGUGCGGUCUUUCAAAACGGCUCACAGCUUGCCCGCUUCGUUCGAAUACUGCCACUAAGUCACCGGAACCAUUGCUCUCUCCGCGCAGAUUUGCUGCUGGCUACAGGAGAACCGGACAAGCCGCCUGUAAUUGUCGCCCUGGGAAACUUCAGUGAGGGAGACCCCUUCGAAUCUGAGACGCCCGAGGUGCCAAUGGACGCCAUGAUGGAGGAGCAGCACCUGGCGAUGUUGCAGGCCAAGCUGAGCUCGCUGCCACCCAAACUCCAAAAUCAGGUCGGAUCCCUGGCCACAGUGCAGGGAUAUGAGAUGAAGCCGCUACAGCGACAGGCGCUGGACGAGAUUCCUGUCCUUGCCCUCGAUGCCGCCGUGGAUCCAAGCGAGAGCUACGAGAUCUCCUUCAUGAGGAUGGCAGCGUUUGCAACGUUGGCCUUCGUUUUCGGCGGUGCCAUCGGCGCCAACUUUGCAUCUGUGUCAGAGGAUGGCUCGAUGCUUAGGCAAUUCGCCGGAAUUCGAUUCGGAUCGCGAUCAGCAAUGAAGACGCGAAUGCAGGAUUUUGCGAGGCAAGAGCUCCUCUUUCAGUAUCACAGUCCGCCGUCUGCCUUCCCAUCGGACAAGCUCCGCAGUGGUGCUGCUUGUGCUCUGCUGGUAGUGGGAGGUCUGUGGCUUCUGCGUGUUGCCACAGGCCAUUUGGAGUUCUGGGCGGCAUCCGUUGACUCCUUGCUGUCCCUGAAAUCUGUGGCAGCAGGGUCGCCCUUGCUGGCGGCCGGCUGCGGAGCAGGUGCCGGCGCGCUUCACACUUUGUCGGGCCCCGACCACCUUGCAGCGCUGGCACCCCUUGCCCUUCGAGUGCGAAAGGGGCCAGGAGCAGCCUUUCGGACAGGCAUGUUUUGGGGCUCUGGCCAUGUCGCUGGGCAGCUUCUCCUUGGGUCUGGCCUGCUUUUGCUGAGCCGCUCUCUUCCUCGAUUUCAACUCGGGCUCGCCGGGCUCGCAGAGCAGCUGGCAAGCCUUGCAGUUGGCUUCGUGCUCAUGACGAUCGGUGCACUGGGCAUCAAGGAAUCACGAGACUGGGACGAAGACCAGAAUCAAAGGAGCGUGCAGACCAGUUUCAGCUGGAAGACUUUCGGAACAGGAAUGCUUUCUGGAAUGCGACUCGGCUCAAGAUCAUAA